Rubroshorea leprosula is the source of this 1315-nucleotide messenger RNA. NCBI's taxonomy places the organism in Eukaryota, Viridiplantae, Streptophyta, Magnoliopsida, Malvales, Dipterocarpaceae. The record is from the annotation of a GenBank genome assembly.
AAAUUCAAGAAUCAGAUAAAUUGAAAGGAAUUCAGCACAUCAGAAAAUUGCUGCAUUUUGAUCAGUGAAAUAUCCAAGAUGGAAACUUUGAACUAGUAAGUGUGAUAUUGUCAACUGCAACAUGAAUUGGACUGUAUCUUGGGAUGUCCUAAUUCAAUUGAUAUCAACCAAUGUCUUGGCAUCUCCUUGAAGACAUACAUCAGUCCAACCAUUUUUGACUUCUGCAAUCAUUGUUCUUCCAGUGGAUUCAGCAUGGCCAUUAUUUCUGUUGGAAGCAAUGCACUUCUUUGAAAAAGUAGAGACAUUCAAAAAAUUCAAGAGAAAUGCACUUUUCAUCACCUGAUGAAACAUGGAAAAAGAAAAAAACCUUGAUUAGUUACAGGGUCUCUCCUCUAAGUGUUGACUUUGAAGCUGCUGCAUUUGCAAUCAUGCUCUUGUUCUUGUAUUUAUGCUCGAGGAUAGAUAACUUGUAUAUAAUAAAUCUGCAUAUUCUCUGUGCACAAUGUUAGAUUAUUUGUACUGUUGGCUAUCACCUGAUGUUGUUUGAUGUUAAAACUAAGAUUGUUAUGGUUUGUUUUGUAACAUGAAUUUGGGGAGAGUGUAUUUGAAUUCAAGAAUUCAAGAAAUCAAAUUCGAAAAAGAAGUUUUAUUUAUAGGUUUUGAUGUUCACACAUACCGAACAUGGCCUUUGAUUUAGCUCCUAAAGAUCAACAAGCAAUUUGAUCUAGACUGUACGUAAUAUAAUUAUUAACAUUUUAAGUAAAAGAAAAUCUGAGCUAACAGAAGAAACAGUAAGAGGCCUAGUGUAGAAAGUCUAGUGUAUUUUUUCCUUCGCCUAGUGUACAUGUAUGUUGAAGCUUUCUUCAUCAAUAACAAGAACUUUGAUCUUUAAAAGGCAGUGUUUGAUCCUAUAAGCCAAAGCCAAUCCAGGGCGACGCCUGAAAAUAUGCCUCCUAGCAAAAACACCACUAUCAGAUUGCCCAAAGCGUUUUGUUCAGGUCCCUACAAAAGGAAAAAAAAAUUAUAUAAUUUUAAAAAAUUUUCAAGUAUGCUGCAAUGAAGAAUGGUGAAGCUUACAUUUGACAGUAAACUUACCUUGUAACCUUUAGGUGCGACUGUCAUAACACAGACGGUGAGGUGACCAUUUGUUAUUCCUAGGAAAGAACAGAGGAAUAUCAUCCAUCCCUGAGCACCAUAUUUUCCAGUGAAGUAGAAUGCUGGGAUCAGUAGGAAACGGGAAAGUACUGCAAUCAUAAGGCCCUUUCUGCACUCAAUCUUCAACCAUUUUAUUAGGGGAAGGUAUCUUCCUACCAGA